GACAGCUGGGCCGGCCGCACCGGUCACUCUCAUUUGGAUGCAAAUCUCCUGGAGCUGAGGAGAUAGCUGACGUCAGGCAGGCCUUUAGUAAACCUUUACCACCUUGUCAACAUAGCCACAUCAUGUGAGACUGGGGACAGACUGGAAGUACGUCGCAAUUCUCUCGUGGAUCCUGUCAGGACUAUUGAAAGCAGGAUUGUUGUUUUUUAAAAACAUUUUCAGGGAAACAAUGUCGCCGUAAAACAACGCCGCACCAACUCUCUCUGCUGUUUGGACAAUCAUUUAUUGUGUUUUGUACAAAUCAUGUAUGUGGGAUACCUACUGGAUAAAGAGAGCGGCAUGUAUCACCAGGGGCCCGCGAGAAGAUCGAGCAUUAAUCUGCCUCCACAGAACUUUGUUUCCACACCACAGUACCCCGACUUUACUGGAUACCAUCAUGUGCCAAACAUGGAUACGCACGCACAAUCUUCCGGGAGUUGGGGACCCACAUACGGAGCCCCGAGAGAGGACUGGGGCGCAUAUAGUCUGGGACCUCCAAACACAAUCCCAACACCCAUGAACAACUCGUCUCCAGCACAGGUUCCUUACUGCUCCUCUGAGUACACUCACAUGCAUCCUCCAGGAUCUGCGGUCUUACAGCCGCCGCCGGAGAAUGUUAAUGUCGCACAGCUUUCUCCAGACAGAGAAAGACGCAAUUCAUACCAGUGGAUGAGUAAAACUGCGCAAUCAUCUUCCACAGGCAAAACAAGAACGAAGGAGAAAUACAGGGUAGUGUACACAGACCAUCAGAGGCUGGAGCUGGAGAAGGAGUUUCAUUUCAACAGAUACAUCACCAUCAGGAGGAAAUCUGAGCUGGCUGUCAACCUCGGCCUGUCGGAAAGACAGGUGAAAAUCUGGUUCCAGAACCGCAGAGCCAAGGAGAGGAAGCUGAUCAAGAAGAAGAUGGGUCAGUCUGACGGCAGCGGGGGGUCAGUGCACAGCGACCCGGGUUCAGUGAGCCCUCUGCCGGUGCCAGUCCCUCAGUCCCACGGACAUCCACGUGUCUCUGUACCCUCCUCCUCCGAUCAACACCUUACCAUCAAUCAGGAAUAUACAGCAAGUGACUGUGACUCAGUGAGAGCUGUGCUCACCAGUCUGGACCAUGUGAACAUAACUGAGCACUCCGACAAACAGACAGUGGAUCUGAACUCUGAACUCACGUCCUGAAGCACAGCGCUGCGGAUUUACUCACGAUCUAUAAGCAACGAACGAACAUAAACUGGAGGCUCUUCAAAAAAAAAAAAUAUUGCUUUUUAUAGAAUAGUUCUAGUGAAAAAAAAUUUGAAGAAAAAAAAAAGAAGAAAACGUGGGGGUUUUAAAAAACGAAAAAAACGACGUGAUUUCAAAACUUAAAAGCUUUAAAUUGUUUGUGAGUUAAUUAAAUAUAAAUAUCUUCUCUCUUGUUUUUGUAUGUGUGUCUGUGAAUGCAAUGAGAACUCAGGAACCUUUCAAAGGGAACAACUGGAUUUGUAGCUCAUGAUGUUACACUGGACGAACUGCUUUGACCAAUUUGACAAAUCAUUUUUAGUUCACGCGUUGUGUAAAAAGCAGAGGGGGGAAAAGUAUGAGUGUAAAUAAAAUGUUUCUUUUGCAGAA
This is a messenger RNA of Solea solea (common sole), 1635 nucleotides long. RefSeq names its product caudal type homeobox 4 (gene cdx4). Gene Ontology annotation, biological process: regulation of transcription by RNA polymerase II; embryo development; anterior/posterior axis specification. The record is from RefSeq and is a predicted model, not a curated record. NCBI's taxonomy places the organism in Eukaryota, Metazoa, Chordata, Actinopteri, Pleuronectiformes, Soleidae. Gene Ontology annotation, molecular function: DNA-binding transcription factor activity, RNA polymerase II-specific; RNA polymerase II transcription regulatory region sequence-specific DNA binding. Gene Ontology annotation, cellular component: nucleus.